UGGAAGCGUUAUUGACGUCCAAGGCAGCGGUAGCGCCGGACUGAACCCAGAGUUUCUCCGCCAGCGCGAUGGCAGAGGUGGAGGAAACCCUAAAGAGGAUACAGAACCAUAAAGGGGUUAUCGGAACAAUGGUUGUAAAUGCAGAAGGCAUCCCAAUCCGAACAACCUUGGACAACUCGACGACAGUUCAGUACGCGGGCCUUCUUCACCAGCUGACAAUGAAAGCCAAGAGCACAGUCCGUGACAUUGAUCCUCAGAAUGACCUCACCUUCCUUAGGAUCAGGUCAAAGAAGCAUGAAAUCAUGGUAGCUCCAGAUAAGGAAUAUCUUCUGAUUGUCAUUCAGAAUCCAUGUGAAUAGCUUUGCUACAACCAAGUCCACCCUGUGACACUGGGCUGAAAACACUUCACUCUUUAAUGAUGACUUAAGAUUCUAUUCCAAUAUAACUGAUCCUUUGGACAUUCUUUUCUAUUUUUUACAUAUAUGCUAUUGUACACUUCUCAUUUAGUCCCCUUUGAAUGUAUUAUCAAG
Pteronotus mesoamericanus is the source of this 530-nucleotide messenger RNA. RefSeq names its product dynein light chain roadblock-type 2 (gene DYNLRB2). Gene Ontology annotation, cellular component: cytoplasm; centrosome; cytoplasmic dynein complex. The record is from RefSeq and is a predicted model, not a curated record. Bases 69 to 359 code for a protein of 96 amino acids. NCBI's taxonomy places the organism in Eukaryota, Metazoa, Chordata, Mammalia, Chiroptera, Mormoopidae. The transcript has 4 exons. Gene Ontology annotation, molecular function: dynein intermediate chain binding. Gene Ontology annotation, biological process: microtubule-based movement.